GGCGGCUGGUGGCGGCGCGCGCCCCGCUGCAUGGAGACCAUGCCCUGCCACAACCGGCCGUUGGGCGCGGCGGGCGGCCCGCGGCAGCAGGAGGACCAGCCGGCGGCCGGGGGCGGCUGUGGUAGCACCCGGCUGAUUCGCUUCGCGGAGCCCGGCCCCGAUAGCAGCCCCAGCCCGGACAGCGGCCGCAAUGGGGUCCCACCCCAGGAGCCCGGGCCGCAGCCGCUGCCCAUCGGAGCCCAGCUCAAGCUGCUGCCCAUGAACGACCAGAUCCGCGAGCUGCAGACCAUCAUCAGGGACAAGACAGCCAGUAGAGGGGACUUCGUAUUUUCUGCUGAUCGUCUGAUCAGACUUGUGGUUGAAGAGGGAUUAAAUCAGCUACCAUAUACAGAAUGCACAGUGACCACUCCAACAGGCUACAAGUACGAAGGAGUGAAAUUUGAGAAGGGAAACUGUGGAGUCAGCAUCAUGAGAAGUGGAGAGGCAAUGGAACAAGGCUUACGGGAUUGCUGCAGAUCCAUCCGAAUAGGAAAAAUCCUGAUACAGAGCGACGAAGAGACUCAGAGAGCCAAAGUGUACUAUGCCAAGUUUCCACCAGACAUUUACAGGAGAAAAGUUCUUCUCAUGUACCCAAUACUGAGCACUGGCAAUACUGUCAUUGAAGCUGUAAAAGUUCUUAUAGAACAUGGCGUUCAACCAAGUGUCAUUAUCCUACUAAGCCUAUUCUCCACACCUCAUGGUGCCAAAUCUAUCAUCCAGGAGUUCCCAGAGAUCACAAUUUUAACUACAGAAGUUCAUCCUGUUGCACCAACACACUUUGGACAGAAGUAUUUUGGAACGGACUGAGACACUUAACACAAAUUGGUUAUGUCAAUAUGUUGCUGUAUGAUAUUACAAUGGCGUUUUUUCUACGUUUUAUUAUUUGUAGCAGGGCUGGCUGCAGGCAUAUUUAAAAUCUUUUUUAGCCAGAGGGGAAAAAUACUUUACCUAUAUUCAUUUUUGGUUACUUUCUGAAAAUUGAAUCAGAUGCAAUAAUAAAGCACAUUCAAUUAUUAUAAACUAAAGGCCCUUUAAUGUGCUUUUGGAAAUUGCUACCCACUCAGUGCUUUAACUUAUUUAUUCUUUCAUAACCCUGUUCUGUAGCUGUUUGCAAGAGCAAAAUAAAACGAUGCUGUAAAGCAUUCAAUGUACAUUUCAUUUGAUGUUGGUAUAGUUUGCAAUGUGCUGGUGUAGUCAUUACAGCUUAGUUUAAUAAUUCAAAAAUCAUGAAGGAACUUGGAACUCUGCAUAGACAUUAGCACCAGAGGUAGAUUUCUGGCCCUUGGCUGGUGCUCACAGCCAUGGAUUUCAACCCUUUUUAGGUCACUGUGUUCUCUAUGGACUAAUUCCACAUAGUAAAACAUAUUGUAGGUGCCUCAUGAAGCUCUGUAGUACUAAAAAAUAAAGAAACCUUCCACCAUAACCCACUUGCCACUGUAGUGAAAAUGCUCAAGUGGCUACUGCUCAAGAUGGCAACAGUACAGUCUUCAAAAAAAUCUCUACAGAAAAUACUUAGCAGUUGUGCCUUAUUAAAAUCCCUGGGUGUUAAGCUACAUACAUGUUGUAAUUAGCCAUUUUAAAGAUAAGUAAACUGUCAGAUGAAGUGAUGCCUGGUUUCUAGCCCUGUCUACCAGCCAGCAUUCCUAGGAAAGGGAUUUAUAUUGGUAGCUAUCUUUCAUUUUAUGUCUAGUAAUUAGGUCUAAAUGCUUCUUAAACCCAUGCUAAAACUCGGAAAGAGUUUAAAUGUAGUUCUAGCUUUCUGGUAUAUAAUUUUUACUGUAAAAUAUUUAAGUCUCUCAGCUUCAAGUUCACAACAAAAUAGGGUCUUGUC
Messenger RNA from Mauremys reevesii (Reeves's turtle), 1870 nucleotides. RefSeq names its product uracil phosphoribosyltransferase homolog (gene UPRT). Bases 31 to 846 code for a protein of 271 amino acids. The record is from RefSeq and is a predicted model, not a curated record. The transcript has 7 exons. NCBI's taxonomy places the organism in Eukaryota, Metazoa, Chordata, Testudines, Geoemydidae.